Carassius auratus (goldfish) is the source of this 2430-nucleotide messenger RNA. RefSeq names its product gamma-aminobutyric acid type A receptor subunit gamma3 (gene gabrg3). The coding region runs from base 197 to 1537 and encodes 446 amino acids. The record is from RefSeq and is a predicted model, not a curated record. Gene Ontology annotation, cellular component: membrane. The transcript has 9 exons. Gene Ontology annotation, molecular function: extracellular ligand-gated monoatomic ion channel activity; GABA-A receptor activity. Gene Ontology annotation, biological process: gamma-aminobutyric acid signaling pathway; monoatomic ion transmembrane transport; chloride transport. NCBI's taxonomy places the organism in Eukaryota, Metazoa, Chordata, Actinopteri, Cypriniformes, Cyprinidae.
UUAAUGUAAUUGAAGUUUAAGCACCGGACACUAGCAGAGGACAUCUUACUGUUCCCGCUGGACUAUAACCUCGACAACUCGCCACUGUUUUAAUUGAGCCUGGAAGAAAAGGCUGCAGCUGUGUCACUUUUCUCCUUCUUAGAAGUGUCUCCGUGCUGUGUGCCACAUUCAACACGCAGUCAGGCUCACCCAAAACAUGUCCACCAAAUUGUUCCUCUACUUCUUUCUUCUGUCAGUCUUUCGUGCAUGUUCUCAAACAGUCGCUUCUGAGGAUGAGUACGACGACGUUACUGUGAAUCAAAUGUUGGCCCCCAAAACCCACGAGACGGACACAACGCAAAUAUUAAACAACUUACUAAAGGAGUAUGACAAAAAGCUGCGGCCGGAUAUUGGAGUUAAACCAACAGUCAUUGAUGUUGACAUCUACAUAAAUAGUAUUGGACCUGUGUCAUCAAUAAAUAUGGAGUACCAGAUUGAUAUCAUUUUUGCGCAAACCUGGACGGACAGCCGGCUCAGAUAUAACAGCACUAAGAAAAUUUUGACUUUGAACAGUAAUAUGGUUGGACUCAUUUGGCUACCAGACACGAUCUUCAGAAAUUCCAAGAGUGCAGAUUCACAUUGGAUUACUACACCAAAUCAGCUCCUGAGAAUAUGGAACGAUGGGAAAAUACUUUACACUUUGAGAUUGACCAUAAAUGCAGAGUGCCAGCUUCAACUGCAUAACUUUCCUAUGGAUGAACACUCUUGUCCUCUAAUCUUCUCCAGCUAUGGAUACCCACGAGAUGAAUUGAUUUACAAGUGGAGAAAGAAUUCGGUGCAGGCGGCUGAUCAGAAGUCAUGGAGACUUUACCAGUUCGAUUUCAUGGGCCUGAGAAACACCACAGACAUAAUUAAGACAACAGCAGGUGACUAUGUGGUGAUGAGUGUAUAUUUUGACCUAAGCAGAAGAAUGGGGUACUUCACAAUUCAGACCUACAUCCCAUGCAUACUUACUGUGGUUCUCUCUUGGGUCUCCUUUUGGAUCAAAAAAGAUGCAACUCCAGCCAGAACAGCACUAGGAAUAACAACGGUAUUAACCAUGACAACUCUGAGCACAGUGGCACGGACAUCACUACCCAGGGUCUCGUACGUCACAGCAAUGGAUCUUUUCGUCACUGUCUGUUUCCUGUUUGUUUUCGCGGCUCUCAUGGAGUAUGCCACACUCAAUUAUUACUCCUACAGUGCUCGCAGACCAACCUGCAACAAGACGAAAAGAUCGAACUACUCCGUACUGGAUGUGGGUCCUCCUCCCACGGUCAUCACACUCAACAACUCCAUGUACUGGCAGGAGUUUGAUGAUGCCUGUGUUUAUGAGUGCCUGGACGGAAAAGACUGCCAGAGUUUCUUCUGCUGCUACGAAGAGUGCAAAGAUGGAGCGUGGCGAAAGGGCCGUGUGCAUAUAGACAUUUUGGAACUCGAUGCAUACUCUCGUGUCUUCUUUCCCACCUCUUUUCUAUUAUUCAAUAUUGUCUACUGGGUAGGCUACUUGUAUCUUUAGCGUUCCCACACACCUCACUACACAAAGAACUUGACUUUUGGGUUUGUCAUAGCAGACACAAAGAACAGACUGAACCAUGACUUUUCAAGGUACUGGGAAAAAAAAGAGCGGAUACUGGUCAUCAGAGUUGAGCUGUGGUGAUUCAAGGACUUUUCCAGUAGGAGAUGAAAAUUAGACAAUGCUACAGGAACCGAAAGCUACAGAAGAUAUAUCAAAACACUUAAAACCAGGCUGUUUUUAUAUGGUCAAGAAGAAUAUCGCCACAAGCUCUUUAAGUGGCUGCAGUUCUCUUUGCCUUCUGUUCUUCAGGUACCAGGGAAAAAAAGAUUCACAAUUUUCCUCUCAACACAAUCUCGUCUUUUUAUGGGUGAGAGAGCAGCUGUAAGGAGUCAAGUAGUGAAAAAUCCUUAGGCCAAGACAGCGUGAGAAGAAAAUGCCUUGCAUAGCAUGACCCUCUGACUUUUGGUGUCCCUUACAACCCUGGUAGAUUGUUCACUGUCAUCUAGCCAUCAGUCAAAACCAGAACGGCUUUCAUGUAAGCGUAGCUUGCAGAGCCAAAUAUAGUGCCUUCCAGUGGAGGAGAAGCCAUCAGGCAGAGAAAUCUUAGAAAUGAUGGCAGGAGCAUCAUCUGGUCUUGACUGACUGCUGAUGGUUUUAUUUUGGAGUUUUGUUAUUCAAGCUUUAGUUAUAGUCAAUCAUUAUUUUGACGCAUUUAACAUGUCUAAAUGCAUCAUCACUGCAUGAUAUAUGAUAGUAUUAAGCUGUACCCUGAAUCAGCACAAUAAUGGCAAGAGAGAAGAACCAUUUUAAAAUAUUUGGAUUAUUAAUAAGUAUGUAGAUUGCAAAAAUGUUUCCCUACAUUAUUGCUAAUAUUUGUAUUGCACAUUUUUCAA